Messenger RNA from Mus pahari (shrew mouse), 3344 nucleotides. RefSeq names its product mitogen-activated protein kinase kinase kinase 21 (gene Map3k21). The record is from RefSeq and is a predicted model, not a curated record. Gene Ontology annotation, molecular function: protein binding; JUN kinase kinase kinase activity; ATP binding. Gene Ontology annotation, biological process: protein phosphorylation. Lineage: Eukaryota; Metazoa; Chordata; Mammalia; Rodentia; Muridae.
AUGGAUUUGGAAAGGGCAGCCCGGGAAGACUCCGGAAUGUGGGCCGCGUUUUAUGAUUACGAAGCGCGCAGUGAGGAUGAGCUGAGCCUGAGGGGAGGUCAGCUGGUGGAGGUACUGUCCCAGGCCGCUGCGUGGGCCGGCCAAGUGCAGCGGAGCCUGGGCAUCUUUCCAGCCAGCUACAUGGCGCCGUGUGGCCCGAUAAAGGCCCCUUCCGUACCGGUGGAUCCAAAUCCAUCAUCCCCUCUACAUGUAGACUUCGAGCGCCUGGAACUCAAGGAGCUGAUCGGCGCCGGUGGCUUCGGCCAGGAGGUGGCGGUGAAGGCGGCGCGCCGGGACCCCGAGCAGGACGCGGCGGCGGCGGCCGAGAGCGUAGGGCGCGAGGCGCGGCUCUUCGCUAUGCUGCGGCACCCCAACAUCAUCCAACUGCGGGGUGUGUGCCUGCGGCAGCCGCACCUCUGCCUGGUGCUGGAGUUCGCGCGGGGCGGGGCGCUCAACCGCGCGCUGGCGGCCGCCGCACCGGAUCCCCGAGCGCCCGGUCCCCGCCCCGCGCGCGCGCGCGCGCGCGCCACACCACACGUUCUGGUCAACUGGGCGGUGCAGAUCGCCCGCGGCAUGCUGUACCUGCACGAGGAGGCGGUGGUGCCCAUCCUGCACCGUGAUCUCAAGUCCAGCAACAUUUUGCUGCUGGAGAAGAUAGAACAUGAUGACAUUUGCAACACGGACUUCGGGCUAGCGAGGGAAUGGCAGACCACCAGGAUUAGCGCAGCAGGGACCUAUGCCUGGAUGACUCCCGAGGUCAUCAGGUCCUCCCUGUUCUCCAAGGGCAGCGACAUCCGGAGCUAUGGAGUACUGUUGUGGGAGCUUCUCACUGGUGAGGUCCCGUACCGCGGCAUUGAUGGAUUGGCUGUGGCAUACGGGGUGGCUGUCAACAAGCUCACACUGCCUAUUCCAUCUACCUGCCCUGAACCAUUUGCAAAACUCAUGAAAGAGUGCUGGGAACAAGACCCUCAUAUUCGCCCCUCGUUUGCCUUAAUUCUUCAACAGCUGACUGCAAUCGAAGAAGCAUUGCUGACCAACAUGCCCCAGGAAUCCUUCCAUUCCAUGCAGGAAGACUGGAAACUGGAGAUUCAGCAAAUGUUCAGUGAGCCGCGAACCAAGGAGAAGGAGCUGCAUUCCCCAGAGGAGGAGCUGAGUCGGGCUGCCUUGCAACAGAAAUCGCAGGAAUUGCUGCUCAGACGCUGGGAGCAGCAGCUUGCAGAGCGUGAGAUCGAUGUGCUGGAGCGCGAGCUGAAUGUGCUCAUCUUCCAGCUGAGCCAGGAGGCGCCUCACAUGAAGAAGAGGAAGGGGAGGUUCAGGAGAGGCCGGCUGAGGCUCAAAGACAGCCACCGAAUCAGCCUGCCUUCAGGUUUGUGCCUUCACAACACAACACAACACAGAAGUUGGGUGCCGUCCGUCCUUGCGUCUGAAUAUUUGUCUCUCAGUGCGGAGUGUCAGAGAUGGGCGUCUAGACUCACAGAGGUUGGCAGCUGGAGAACAACGGUCUUCGGCCGAGAAGGCUUUGAAGAUGUGAAAAGGAGUUUCCAGAAAAAGGGUUGUACGUGGGGACCAAGCUCCAUUCAGACAAAGGAAAGACCAGAAGGCAGAGAGAGUGCCAGAGCAGGGUCAGCAGUGGAGGGAAAGGGGCUUCGUGAGCAGAGGUACUCAUGGGAAAUGCAGGCCUAUGUUCAGAGAAACCAGUGUGCUGCCGACUGUCUGCUGACUGAUGAGAGUGGCUUUCCUGAUGAGAGUGGCUGUCCUGAUGAGAGUGGCUGUCCAGAAGACAGAUCUUGUGAAGAACAGAAACUUGUCCCUGACGGAUUGGAAUAUAGAAAACCAAAGCAAACAAAGUUCCCUGGCCAGGCCCACGUUGGUCUACCUCUUUGCAAAGACAGCCAGAGAGUAGACUCAUCAGAGGCUGAGAGUCGGCAGGGGGGACCCUCUAAGGAGCCCCUGUGCACGAUGUGGGUGCAUCCAUGCUGAGGAAGAAAGAAAACGGUAUCAGUGCUGCGUGAGUGUGGGGUGCUGCUGGCGUCGAUGGCUGUGGGACUGGAUGUCAGAAAACUUCACGGAGUCCAGGCCCCCACAAAACCAUCACCCAAGGAGGAAAAGAAGGGAGAGGGUACCCUCCAACCUGUCUCCAGGUGCCAAGCAAUCAGUUCACUUCUGAGGCAGCCAUCUCAGCCAUCUGCAGGCAGGGCACCCAGUGAUGGCUCCACGCUCCUGCUGCCCAGGGCCCCAAGCCAUUCCUCAAAGUCUUCUCUCUCCACUCAGUGUUUGCUGCAGGCUGGUGAGGAGGAGCCAUCUUUGGGGAACGCUUGGGAUUCUUGUGGUCCCACAAUGCUCACUCCAGAUCCUGGUACUGCCUCACCAGAGAGCGGCUGUGAACUCAUCCCUGGACUGAGACGUAAGACUGACUAUGGUGUGUUGAGAAGCAUGUCACCUGCCAUCCUGGAGCAGACAGGGGAGGGACUCCCAGGCUGUGCCACUGUAGGAGACAGGUGCCACCACGUGCAGAUGGGACCUGACAAAACUCCUCUCCAGCCCCAAAGUGCCCCUGAAGACUCUGGACUACCGCACCCCUCCCCUGGACCUCAGAGUGACCUGGCCAGCCAGGCCUCUCCUGUGAAACCCGAAGGUGUUCUGGGCAAGUGCCAGGCAUGCCCUGCCCUGCCACAAAAGCCACACACUGCUUCAUUGAGAACAACAUCUCCACCUACCUGGGCCUGUGACGAGGACCAUCCGGUGCCAGCGCUUGCCUGCUUGCUUGGUGCUCAGGAGAGAAGCAGGUGCCAGACUCCUUCCUUGCUGGAUGCCAGCUUAGAAGGUCAGAACAAGGACUGUGCCAUGCCGCUGUGUAGAGUGAAGAGCAUGAUAUGUCAGCCAUCCAUCUACGCCCUGGAGAAAGACUUUCUGACCCGAUGACUUCUGCCUUCCCGCCAUGAUCAUUUGAUGGGAGCCACACGGAGGCACCGUGUGCCUUGCACUGUGUCUCGAACUUGUGGCCUAUGAAGCUAGAGAUGAUGCUGAUUCUGAGUAGCACUAGUGACUGCUGUUAGCUCCCGUAUCAUGGCCACUGCGUGCUGGUUACCCAGUGACUUGAUGUACACAGAAGUUCAAAUGAGUAUCAGCAGAGGUGGGGCUGUCCUGGUCGGUUCCUGUGCUUCAGUCUAUAUCCUGCCCAUGAGCACACACACGGUGGAACUGCAAUGGCCAAUCCUCUUAGAUUCCUGCCUUCAUUCUUUUCUCUCUUUUUAAAAGUCCUUUUGGGGUUUUGUUUGUUUUUACACAACAAAAAAGCCAAGAAA